AUGGGUUACGGUAGAGACCAACAAUACAACAAGUCUAACUUUAACAGUCGUGGUGGUGACUUCCGUGGUGAUAGAUCCUCUGACAGAAACUCUUACAACAGAGACAGAAAUGACAACUUCGGUCAACGUGGUGGUAACCAAGGUGGAAGAUCAUUCAACCAACCACAAGAAUUGAUUAAGCCAAACUGGGAAGAAGAACUACCAAACUUACCAGUAUUUGAAAAGAACUUCUACCAAGAAGCUGAAUCUGUUAAAGCUAGAUCUGAUCAAGAAAUUAACGAAUUCAGAAGAGAACAUGAAAUGACCAUUACAGGUCAUGAUAUUCCAAAACCUAUCACUUCCUUUGAUGAAGCUGGUUUCCCAGAUUAUGUAUUAGAAGAAGUUAAAGCUGAAGGUUUUGAAAAACCAACUGGUAUCCAAUGUCAAGGUUGGCCAAUGGCUUUAUCUGGUAGAGAUAUGAUUGGUGUUGCUGCUACUGGUUCUGGUAAAACUUUGUCUUACUGUUUGCCAGGUAUCGUUCACAUCAACGCUCAACCAUUGUUAUCUCCAGGUGAUGGUCCAAUUGUUUUGGUUUUAGCCCCAACUAGAGAAUUGGCUGUCCAAAUUCAGAAGGAAUGUUCCAAGUUUGGUAGUUCUUCAAGAAUCAGAAACUCUUGUGUCUACGGUGGUGUUCCUCGUGGUCAACAAAUUAGAGAAUUAUCUCGUGGUGCUGAAAUCGUCAUUGCUACCCCAGGUAGAUUGAUCGAUAUGUUGGAAAUUGGUAAGACUAACUUGAAAAGAGUUACUUACUUGGUUUUAGAUGAAGCUGACAGAAUGUUAGAUAUGGGUUUCGAACCACAAAUCAGAAAGAUUGUUGACCAAAUUAGACCAGAUAGACAAACUUUAAUGUGGUCUGCUACUUGGCCAAAGGAAGUCAAGCAAUUGGCUCAUGAUUACUUGAACGAUCCAAUUCAAGUUCAAAUCGGUUCUUUAGAAUUAUCUGCUUCCCAUAACAUCACUCAAUUAGUAGAAGUCGUCUCGGACUUUGAAAAGAGAGAUCGUUUGUUGAAACAUUUGGAAACUGCUUCUGAAGAUAAAGAUUCUAAGAUUUUGGUAUUUGCUUCUACCAAGAGAACUUGUGAUGAAGUUACCAAAUACUUAAGAGAAGAUGGCUGGCCAGCUUUGGCUAUCCAUGGUGAUAAAGACCAAAGAGAACGUGACUGGGUCUUACAAGAAUUCAGAGAAGGUAGAUCUCCUAUCAUGGUUGCAACUGAUGUUGCUGCUAGAGGUAUUGGUAUGUAUACUAACUUUUUUUUUCAAUUUUGCAUUUUUUUUACUACUAAUUAA
Molecule: messenger RNA, 1326 nt
Organism: Vanderwaltozyma polyspora DSM 70294
Lineage: Eukaryota; Fungi; Ascomycota; Saccharomycetes; Saccharomycetales; Saccharomycetaceae
Gene: DBP2
Product: DEAD-box ATP-dependent RNA helicase DBP2
Exons: 1
Coding region: 1-1326 (441 amino acids)
Biological process (GO): rRNA processing
Cellular component (GO): nucleus; ribonucleoprotein complex; cytoplasm
Molecular function (GO): RNA helicase activity; ATP binding; RNA binding
Source: RefSeq, a predicted model, not a curated record